Sinocyclocheilus grahami is the source of this 1934-nucleotide messenger RNA. It is a transcript of the gene peds1a, whose product is annotated as transmembrane protein 189. The coding region runs from base 210 to 779 and encodes 189 amino acids. Gene Ontology annotation, molecular function: oxidoreductase activity. NCBI's taxonomy places the organism in Eukaryota, Metazoa, Chordata, Actinopteri, Cypriniformes, Cyprinidae. The record is from RefSeq and is a predicted model, not a curated record. The transcript is spliced from 5 exons.
AAGAACACUCCACACCACAGAGCACAAGAAAAGUUUUGCAAAUAUUCCUUUUCUUCAGGCAGUUUAAAGGCCUGGAUCGGAUGCCCUGUGGGCAGCAAUAUUUAUCAGUCAUUUAGCUAAUGAGAUGAAACAAGGGAGCAUGGCUGCGGCGCUACUGUCAGAGACGGAGAUCAGGCAUCGGUCUAUGGCAGAGGAGGAUCCGAACGGGAAUGAACAUGGGUCGGCUGCGCGCAGCACCACACCUCGCUGGGGCCCGCAGCACGCCGGGGCCCGACAGCUCGCCAAGCUUUACUCUCCCGGCAUUUAUUCGCCCGUUCCGGGAGCACCACAUUGAUCCGACGGCUAUCACACGGCAUGACUUCAUAGAGACUAAUGGAGACAACUGCAUGAUCACCAUCCUGCCUCUGGCCCACAUGGCCUAUAAAUUCCUCUCCUACCCACCAGAUGCCCUUGCAGAGUCCUACCCCUGGGAAUGUUUUGUUUUUGCGUUGGCGGUUUUUGUAACCAUGACUAAUCAGAUCCACAAGUGGUCCCACUCCUACUUCGGCCUGCCACGCUGGGUCACACUACUGCAGGACUGCCACCUAGUGCUGCCACGGAAACACCACCGGAUCCAUCAUGUGUCGCCACAUGAGACGUACUACUGCAUCACCACAGGGUGGUUGAACUACCCACUGGACAGAGUGGGUUUUUGGCGGACAUUGGAGUGGUUGAUCGAGAGAUUGACGGGUCAGGGACCACGCAGUGAUGACAUGGCCUGGGCCAAGAAAACCGAGUAACCAGGAAAACAGGACUGAACCCCUCAUCCUCAUCCAUCUUUUCCCCCUGUUAAGGAGGAACGGAAACCGAAUAUGGGCCUUACCUCUGUAUCUCAAAACCUCUCUCCUGUAAUGUUCCUGUGUCCCUCCAUCUCCCCUAAACCGUCUUCUCCACAGCACAGAACCACAGAGCACUCUUACUGCUGGGGCCUUUCCCUGUCACAGGUCUGCUACACACAAGCCAUCACCUGUUCCUCCUCUGCUGGCUUCCUCCUCUGUUUUGUAGAUGUCCACGCGCAACGAAAUAAUACAAAGACAAGAUAAAGUUCAAAACGGUGGUUUCAAACUGUUGAGAUAAUGAUAAGAGACACUGUUCCUCUCACAAUCAUUUCCUCAAUCUCCAUGUGCUUUCUCGUUUCGGUGUGUAAAAUGUAUGUUUUCUGGAGGUUGGGCUCUCCAGAGGACCGAAACCAUGUUGUGAUUUUCCCAGCAUGGUUGUCAUAGCGGUGCAUGGAAUGAGAGAAGCAAUUAAAUGUGGAUUUGAUUCCAGAAACUGCAAAAAAAAGAUUUAUCGCUAUCUCAGACACUCUCCAGUUUCACAAAAGCAUCUCGGCAGUGUUAAAACCCUCCCUUAGUUUGGACCGAAGGACGCAUGGGGUAUCCAUUUCUCAAAACGCAAGGAAAGGGUUUUGUUGGCCAACCAGCGUGGUCAGUGCUCAGUUGACCCAACUGAAUGUUGUCCCUGAAUGUUUCUUACUGAGCUCGUGUUGGCCUUAAGUACUAACCCAUUACACUUAUUUCUAAUCAGCUUACCAGGGCUUAGCGGUGAUGAACAUUGAUUGCGCUGGUGUGUUAGUGUGACAUGUUAUUGAUAUUUGGAGUAGUAUUAGCAAUCUAGCUAGUGAUGUCCUCCUGCUGUAUCCUGUGGUACAAUAGUUUAGCAACGGUUCUAGCAAAAGGUCACUUUAGAAAAAGGUCAAUUUGAAUCUGAGUUACCAAGCUUUAUUAAAGAGAAUUAUUAAUGGGGUUUUUUUCUUAUUGAAUUAUAUAUGCACACUAUUUGACCAGUGGUACUUUUCAUGCAAACCUUAAGCAAAAAAACAGCCAAAUACACUCCCUAUUUUCUCUCUCACACAUAUUUACACAUGCACACUUACAGAUUUUAAUCACAAACUC